GGCCGGGGGCCAUGUGACAGCGCGACUUCUGCCUUCAAGCCACCGAAGGGGAAGGGGCCACACUUUCCCCGCUGCUCCGGCUGCCGCUGAGGGCGCGGCUCGGCGGGAGAAGCGCGGCCCGUGCCCCGCCACAGGUGCAGCCGGCGCCCGGAGCGACAGCGCCGGCCCUCACAGAGGCGAGAUGCCCCGGCAGUUUCCCAAGCUGAACAUUUCCGAGGUGGAUGAGCAGGUACGGCUCCUGGCAGAGAAGGUGUUUGCCAAAGUCCUGCGAGAAGAGGACAGCAAGGAUGCCUUGUCACUCUUCACUGUGCCUGAAGACUGCCCUAUUGGGCAGAAGGAGGCCAAGGAGAGGGAGCUGCAGAAGGAGCUGGCAGAACAGCAGUCUGUGGAAACAGCUAAAAGGAAGAAGAGUUUCAAGAUGAUUAGAUCCCAGUCUUUGUCAUUACAAAUUCCACCUCAGGAAUGGAAAGCACCACCAGCCAAACCUGUCCUGUCUCCUGCAACGCCAGUUCUUCCAAGUGCUUUUGUGCCAGUCCAAGUGCCAUAUGAUGUACCAGAAUUCCAGAGAGUUUCAAUUAGUGGGGACUACUGUGCAGGGGUUACAGUUGAUGACUAUGAACAAGCUGCCAAGAGCCUGGUGAAAGCUCUCCUCAUCCGAGAGAAGUACUCACGCCUUGCCUACCAUCGCUUCCCAAGAACAACAUCUCAGUACCUGUGCAGCAUGAGGGAUCAAAAAUGGAAGGUUGAAGAUGAGGUGUACCCAGAUUUCCAUUCACCCCCAGAAGAAAAUGAAGAUCCUUAUAAUCUGGAUGAUGCUCCAGACAAUUUGGAUUAUGUUAUCAAGCUGAAAGGUGGCAUUCCCUUUGUUUAUGAUAGCAAAGAGAUGAUGGAGCUCAAUGAGCCUCGGAGUUUGCCAUAUCCUGACCUGCAGACCUACACCCUUGACCUGAGCCACGUUCUUGCUCUAAUUGCAGAUGGCCCAACAAAAACAUAUUGUCAUCGGAGGCUUAACUUUUUAGAAUCUAAAUUUAGCUUACACGAGAUGUUAAAUGAGAUGUCGGAAUUUAAAGAACUGAAGAGUAAUCCCCAUCGAGACUUUUAUAAUGUGAGAAAGGUUGACACUCAUAUCCAUGCUGCUGCCUGCAUGAACCAGAAGCACUUACUGAGGUUUAUUAAGCACACCUAUCAAACGGAGCCCGACAGGAUUGUUGCAGAGAAAAAAGGCAAGAAGAUGACUUUAAAGCAAGUCUUCGAAAGUCUUCACAUGGACCCCUAUGACCUCACUGUAGACUCUUUAGAUGUCCAUGCAGGACGUCAAACAUUCCAUCGAUUUGACAAAUUCAAUUCCAAGUACAAUCCAGUUGGUGCCAGUGAGCUGAGGGACUUGUAUUUGAAGACUGAGAACUAUAUUGGUGGUGAAUAUUUUGCUCGUAUGGUCAAGGAAGUAGCCCGUGAACUAGAAGAAAGUAAGUACCAGUACACAGAACCCCGCUUAUCCAUUUAUGGACGGUCUCCAGAUGAAUGGCUGAACUUGGCAAAAUGGUUCAUUAAGCAUAAAGUUUAUUCCCCUAAUAUGCGCUGGAUAAUUCAGGUUCCCAGAAUCUAUGACAUAUUUAGGUCCAAAAAUAUUCUGCCUAGCUUUGGGAAGAUGUUGGAGAACAUCUUUGUACCUUUAUUUGAAGCAACAAUCAAUCCCAAAGACCACAAAGAAUUGCACCUAUUCCUCAAAUAUGUGACUGGCUUUGACAGUGUGGAUGAUGAAUCCAAACACAGUGGCCAUAUGUUCUCUGACAAGAGCCUUAACCCUGACCUCUGGACCAGUGAGAAGAAUCCCCCAUAUAGCUAUUAUUUGUAUUAUAUGUAUGUCAACAUCAUGUUGCUAAACAACCUUAGAAGGGAAAGAGGCAUGUGCACCUUCCUGUUUCGACCUCACUGUGGAGAAGCUGGGUCUAUCACACACCUUGUUUCUGCCUUUCUGACAGCAGACAACAUCUCUCAUGGAUUGCUCCUGAAGAAGAGUCCUGUCCUCCAGUAUCUGUAUUAUCUUGCACAAAUACCCAUUGCUAUGUCCCCACUUAGUAACAACAGCCUAUUCCUGGAGUACUCCAAAAAUCCGCUACGGGAAUUUCUCCAUAAGGGCCUGCGCGUCUCCCUCUCCACAGAUGAUCCUAUGCAGUUUCAUUACACAAAGGAAGCUCUCAUGGAAGAAUAUGCUAUUGCAGCCCAGGUGUGGAAACUAAGCACGUGUGACUUGUGUGAAAUAGCAAGAAACAGUGUUCUACAGAGUGGAUUGUCAGAUAAGGAAAAGCAGAAAUUCUUAGGGGUGAAUUAUUGCAAGGAAGGGCCUGAAGGAAAUGACAUUCGAAAGACAAAUGUUGCCCAGAUCCGGAUGGCCUUCAGGUACGAGACUCUGUGCAAUGAACUCAGCUUCCUGGCUGAUGCCAUGAGAACAGAAGAUAUUUCUACUCUGGCCAAGUAGUAACAAACUCAGAGAAACCAGUAUAUGUUCCUCUUAAGCAGGAUAAGAUGCUAAUUAACCUCAAACCACCUGUCUUUGAUGCUACAGAGACAUAACUGAACAGUACAGAGACAAAGGGAGUAUCUGUGGAAGGUAAACAGUGUUUGCCGUCACCUGUUACUGCGUUAUUCUCGUUACAAAGAUUUCAGUUUCUACCAACAUUAGGCUUUUUAAGAUUGCUGUAAAUAUUAAAUGCAAACUCAGAAUCAUGUACUAUUUGUUUCAUACUGUCUUAACUGUGCCCUGCUGUGUAGUCUGGGAAACCAGAGAGAGUAUCUGUAGAGCAGCUGUGCUGUGCACUUGAAGAUCCUGCAGAUGCUGACAGCAUGCACCCACCUGGGUUGGUCCUGCAAGUCCCAAUACCAGUCAUGGCUUUUAACACUUUUAAGUUUAACCCUUUUUUUUCAUUAGCAUUUUUUAUGGGGUGCAGAAUUUUGAGGCUACCCUUUCAUUCUGGAAGGUGUUCUGACACAGUUUUUAACUCAAUGUUUCAGCAGUUACAUUGGAAAACAAGAAAAGCCAACAUCGGGUAAUCUUGUUCAAUGACUAAUUAAUUCCUGUUGUUAUGUAUGAUGUCAGUGAAGAACAGCAGAUGAAUGCUUUUUAAUCUAGCAAAUGGAAAACAUCAUGUCAAAAUCACUAUUAUAGAUUGUAAUGAGUCCAAUUAUAUCAAGAAAAUUUUGCCUUGAAAGUUGAGAAGACUUUUUUAUUGCUUUGUAAUGAGAAUAUGUGGAUAUGCCCAUUCAAAUUACUUAGAAAUUUAUGCAGAUAAUUCUGGUUGCAUGUAAAGAGAAUUUUUUUACUUGAAAAAGGGAAGUGUUCUUAUGAAUCAGUGGUAGAAAUGCCAGACCUGGUUCUGGUCCUACUUCUGACAUAUUUUUACACAUUUGUUUUAGUCUGUAUUUUAGUCAACUACAGCUGAAUGGGAAGUCAAGCUGUCUAUUUAUACAGAAGCCAGCCCACUUGAAAUCUGUCAUUUCAAAUCAUGGUAUGUUAUGUUAAACUAUUUAUUUAUGAGGAAGUGGUUAGUAAAAUACAGCUACUGGAGUAUUUAUCACUUUCAGCCUUCUUUCGGUUUCAUCAUCUUUAUGACACAGUACUUCAGAAAGGAUUAAAGGUGAUAACAUGAUGGCAGCUAUGUACUGUAGAAGCUGCACACAGUUUCACACCAAAAAAGACUCGAGGCUGCAGAAGCAGAGGGUGUGGAUGCCUGUGAGUCCAGCAGAGCAACUCAGUUCAAAGGCCUGCAGUCCCUGAGGCAGGUCUGAGCCCAGGGUUAGACCCCUGCUCUCUAAGAUCCUGCACAGGGACACUGGGCUUCUUCAAACAGGCAUUCAGCAUUAAUGCAUAAAAAGCCAGUAACUGAUACUAGCCCAUCAAGGUUCACCUGACUUUGAGCCCUGCAUGUUGUGCUCAGCCAGAUGUCUUGUGCCACUUCUAUUUCCUAGGCCAGGCCCUUCUCCUGAGCAAGGAAAUGGCACUAAAGUCGGGGAAGGAUGAAUUCCUUAUCGCCUCCUAUAGCUGUGCAGCCUUGCAAGAACACCCCAAGAGAGAGAUAAACCUAAAGAUGUCAGGAAUCAGCCUGGAAUUAAGGCUGCUCUGAGAGGAGUACAAGGCACAAGAGGGAGAGCUCUGGCCAUCCACUUAGCAUCACAGUUAGCCAAUGUCAUGCAGAGGGAGCUGCACUGAUUGCAGAGGCUUUUCAUCCAAAACCAGGGCUGCAGACAGGUGAUGGGAAUUUGACUUCUGCUCUUCAGUGCCCCAGCCUAAUGACUGCAAUGUGCCACAUUUUGUGUUCCUUCUACUCCUAAAAUCAUGUGAAACCACAUUAUGCUGUCCAGCUGUAUGAGAGUAAAAUAUUCCCAAGUUCUGUCAGCAGCCCCUGUCAGCCUCACUGUUGGGAACUUUAGCAGCUCACAGAAUGCAGUCUCAGGAUUGGUGUCAUUUGUUUAGGAUGAAGUCUGAGAAAGUGGUUUAAGCUGUUCAGCUGCAUCAAAUGCAAAUGUCUUGUUUUCAUCAGUACAACUUCCUAAUAAACUGUUAUCAACAUAACAUUAUUUGGGAAAAACAUCUGCAUCCAGGCUAAAUAAGCAACAUGCUUGGUAUGAAAAAUUUCAGUUUUAAGUAUUUCCAUCUGAUGAACAUUGCUUUACUUGGGUAGUUUCACCUAUUAGUGCUGCUUUUGUUGUCGCUUACAUGUUUUUUUUAGUUUCCUUAAAAUUACACCAAAUUUGUGUAUAUAUUUAAUACAUUUUCAGCUUUCC
Camarhynchus parvulus is the source of this 4782-nucleotide messenger RNA. It is a transcript of the gene AMPD3, whose product is annotated as adenosine monophosphate deaminase 3. Gene Ontology annotation, molecular function: AMP deaminase activity. The transcript is spliced from 15 exons. Bases 182 to 2479 code for a protein of 765 amino acids. NCBI's taxonomy places the organism in Eukaryota, Metazoa, Chordata, Aves, Passeriformes, Thraupidae. Gene Ontology annotation, biological process: AMP metabolic process; IMP salvage. The record is from RefSeq and is a predicted model, not a curated record. Gene Ontology annotation, cellular component: cytosol.